Messenger RNA from Stegostoma tigrinum, 1417 nucleotides. RefSeq names its product dynein light chain Tctex-type 5-like. Lineage: Eukaryota; Metazoa; Chordata; Chondrichthyes; Orectolobiformes; Stegostomatidae. Gene Ontology annotation, molecular function: dynein intermediate chain binding. The transcript has 5 exons. Gene Ontology annotation, cellular component: cytoplasm; cytoplasmic dynein complex. Gene Ontology annotation, biological process: microtubule-based movement. The record is from RefSeq and is a predicted model, not a curated record. The coding region runs from base 174 to 818 and encodes 214 amino acids.
GCACAGUAGGUUCAGUGUGAUAAGUAUUACAGCCAAACAACAAGGGGAAUUUGAUUUUUCACUCCAGACAUUUGAGACAGUUUGGAUGCUGCGAUGGUGCUGCUGACUGACAAUGUUAACAAACUACAAGCAAGUUUCCAGUCGAUAGCUUGCUGAGCUUCACACAGCCCAGUAUGGAUAAAAGAAGGAGUCAGAGCUCAGUUCCUGCCAGAGGCAAGGAGAAACAAAAAUCUAUCUCAAGCACAGCACGAACCAACAGGCUUACUUCAACGUGUAAAGCAACUUCAGCAGAGCUUGGAGCAGUGAAAGGGCGAGUCCCACAAAGGAAUGUUUUAAGUGUGGCCUGCCCUCCUGCAUUCACCUUCAGUGGGAUUGUCGUUGCCCGGAGACUAACGAAGAAUUUAAAGGAGAGAACAGCUUUGAAACGAGCUGCAAAGGUAUCAACAGUUACGAAGAUUGUAAAUGACCAGGUGCCACCAUUUUCCUCAAACCCCCCUGAGAAAUUCUGCACCUCCCGUGUUCAAGUGUUCCUGGAGGAAUAUUUGCCUGACAAGCUUCGCGACAUAGCUUAUGGCCCUGCUCUCGCCAGUCAGCUCUCCAAAGAGAUGAGCAACGAGAUUAAGGAGUUUGCAAAGGGGAUUCUGCCGCCCAGAUACAAGCUGGUGUGCAUGGUGACACUGGGCGAGAAGAAAAAUGAGGAUGCUGUGUUGACCAGCCAGGCACUCUGGGACAGUUACGCAGACACGUUUGUGUCCCGUUGUUCCGAGAAUGGCACCAUGUUCUGUGUGGCCUGUGUCUUUGCUGUGUACUGUGAAUGAGCAACUGGGCUCAAAGGCUUAAAUUAUAAAAAGGACUACAUAGGCUCAGGUUGAGUAGGGAAGGUCGUUGGGGAUCCAACUGAUGUGCUUAAAGGUAAAUGGAGAGAGAUUUUUUCCUCUGGUGUGAGGGAAAUUCUUUAUCAACUGCUUUUUUUCCACCUGUUCAUUGCUCCCGCGCUCCCUAUAGCAUUGUCCACCUAAGAUUAUAUUGUCUGUCCAUGUUCUUUCUACUCACUUCACAAUGUGAUGCCCAGAACUACCCACAGUAGCUCCAUGUGUGAUGUAAGCAGGAUGCUAAUUCCCGGUCCCCAACACCUCAUUUUCACCAUGGACGUCCAGUCCCUAUACACCUGCAUUCCUCAUGCAGAUGGCCUCAAGGCCCUCCGUUUCUUUCUGUCCCGCAGGCCCGACCAGUCCCCCUCCACCGAAACCCUCAUCCACCUAGCCGAACUCGUCCUCACCAUCAACAACUUCUCUUUCAAUUCCUCCCACUUCCUACAGACAAAGGGGGUGGCCAUGGGUACCCGCAUGGGCCCAAGCUUUGCCUGCCUCUUUGUAGGUUAUGUGGAACAGUCCCUCUUCAGCACCUACACUGGCCC